AUGAAUUUGAUAGUACUAGUUGAGUUUGGCCUAAUCCAAGCCAGAUUUGAAGAUAGCAGAGGUUGUGCAUUUCGAGGGUGGCUAGAAUGUGGUUGGCCAUUCGAUUCAAUUUGGAUUGAUAAUGGGUUUAGAGAUGUGAGAGACCUGGGUAAUAGGUUUGAUAGCUGGGAUUGUAUUGGGACCGUGACCCUGGUUGGGACCGGGCCAGUUGCUGCCCCGGGGUCAGAACCGGGGCAGGGGGGUCCGGGGUUCAAAUCCUCCCUUAUGCAGACGUGGGUUCCAGUCCUUGUCAAGGCAGACAGGGUUAAAGAGCGGACGUGGGUUCAAACCCUUCAGUGUGAGGUACUGGGUUCCAGUCUCCACGGUGAUAUGGAAAAGGCUGGCUCAGGAAGUUUUCAAGGUGAUUUACCUGGCACUAUGAGUGUGUUGAAUAUGGAAUUCUAUGAUUGUGAUACUAGAGUCUUUUUAGUUUGGUGGAGAGUAAUAGCACAUUUUGUCACUAGUAGUAUGUUUUUCAAGGUGAUUUACCUGGCACUUGUGUUGAAUACGGAGUUCUAUGAUUGUGAUAUUAGGGUCUUUUCAGUUUGGUGGAGAGCAAUAGCACAUGCGGGGACAUGCUUCAGCGUGGGUGUUAGGGGGGUGAUCAUUGUGUUCUUGAUAAGGGUGGACAUGGUGUACCCCUUGAUUACUAGUGGUGGGGCUUGUAAGGAUGAUGGUUGGCAAUUCCAAUUCACGUGGCCGGGAUUUGGUCCAUGGUUGAUGAUAUAUGAUGAAUAG
This is a messenger RNA of Melampsora larici-populina 98AG31, 777 nucleotides long. RefSeq lists its product as uncharacterized. The transcript has 12 exons. Bases 1 to 777 code for a protein of 258 amino acids. The record is from RefSeq and is a predicted model, not a curated record. NCBI's taxonomy places the organism in Eukaryota, Fungi, Basidiomycota, Pucciniomycetes, Pucciniales, Melampsoraceae.